Molecule: messenger RNA, 3712 nt
Organism: Anarrhichthys ocellatus (wolf-eel)
Lineage: Eukaryota; Metazoa; Chordata; Actinopteri; Perciformes; Anarhichadidae
Product: gastrula zinc finger protein XlCGF8.2DB-like
Exons: 1
Biological process (GO): regulation of transcription by RNA polymerase II
Cellular component (GO): nucleus
Molecular function (GO): RNA polymerase II cis-regulatory region sequence-specific DNA binding; DNA-binding transcription activator activity, RNA polymerase II-specific
Source: RefSeq, a predicted model, not a curated record
GACCAGAACCAGACAGGAACUCAGAUCCAGAUAGACAUCCAGAACCAGAUACUGAUGAGGAGAUUGGAGACUCUGAAUUCAAGGAUGAGUUCAGUGAUGUUGACGGGACGGAGAGCAGAGAACCUCAGUCGGGUUUAAACUCAGGAUGUAAUACCGUUAAGAAGUCAUUCAGCUGCUCCGACUGCGGGAAAAUAUUUGGCCGAAAGGAACAUCUGCAAACUCACGUAAGGAUCCACACCGGAGAGAGACCAUUCAGCUGCUCUCACUGUGGGAAAACAUUCGGCUGUAAGAGGUCGCUGCUGGGUCACAUGACAAGUCACACCGGAGAGAAACCGUUUAGCUGCUCUCAGUGCGGGAAGCGAUUUGGCCGGAUGGUGAAUCUGAAGACUCACGAGAGGCUUCACACCGGAGAGAGACCAUUCAGCUGCCCCUUCUGUGCCAAAGGUUUCACACAAAAGGUUCACAUGACUCAGCACACGGCCGUCCACACGGGACAGAAACAGUUCAGUUGCAACAUCUGUGACAAAAAGUUCACAUGGCUUUCAGGGUUCAGACGACACAAGUGUGGCAGCGAGCAGUCCGAGCUCGACGAGAGCCAAGUGGAGGAGAACUCGGUGGAAGUGGGAGAGAAACCGUUUCGGUGCCGCCAGUGUGGGAACACAUUCCAUCACAAGCACAACCUGAAGGCUCACAUGAGAAUUCACACGGGAGAGAAACCGUUUAGCUGCUCCGUGUGCGCUAAAGGCUUCGCUGCAAGCGGAGCUCUGAAGAAACACCUGAGAACUCAUUCGGGAGAGAAACCCUUCAGCUGCUCCGUCUGCGGCAUCAGAUUCACACAAGGAGGGAACCUGAAGCGCCACAUGGCUCAGCACACGGUAGAGACCCGAGAGAAACCCUUCAGCUGCUCCGUCUGUGAAAAGAACUUCACGCAGGUAUCGAACAUGAGGCGGCACAUGACGCAACACGCUGCCACUGAUACAGGAAGUGAAGCUGUGAGUGGUUCAGAUCUGACUCAUUAGGAAGAGACUUCCAGUUCACAUUGUCACUGACUACAAACCGCCUGACAAAGAUGUUCAACGUAUUGUAUUAUAAAUAUUUAUAUAUAGAUAUAUAGAAUAUUUCUAUUUGUUAUAAUAAUAACAAAUAAAAAUAUUUUGGUUUGGUCUGUAAAAGAGUCCGAAAUUCAGUUUAAGAGUCUUUUGUAAUCAAUUAUUAAAAUAGUUGCUGAUUGUUUGAUUUAUUUAUCGAUGACUUGUUGCAGGUCUGUAGACUUUUAACCUUCAGUCUGAUUCAAUGAGGGAGACUGACUCCAGAUCAGCUGAGUCCAACCUGAACGUUACUGGGAGCUGUGGUUUAAUGAAGAACUUUGUUCCAUGUGUUAUGAAUGACUUCAUGUCUUUCUUUAUGAAAAUAAACUACAAUGUGUAUUCUUGCUAAUGAAGGAACAUGUUUUAAUGGAGCUCUGAGAGGUCAGACGACGUUCUUACUGUUGUUGUUUUCACUUGUUGUUGUUGCUUCUCGUUCUGUUGAUGUAAACUGUCACUACCCAAAUAGCAGGUGACUCCAGGGCGGAUCACUCAGUUUGGCCAUACGCACAGGAUACGGGCACCGUCAAACAGCGGACUCACUGCGGACACCAGGCGGAUCCGCAUAUCGAACGCGCCUUUUUUCACGUUCAAAUACUGCGGGCAGGUAACAGGCAGCCUACCAUUAGGACCCAGGCAACAGGGGGCAUACCAUACAAUGGGGUGGGAGGUUCACCUUUCCUCCUGAACUCAGACAAACCUGAGAGAGCAGCUGAUCAGCCUCAAGGCCAGCCUUUGUUUGGUGACUGAUUUGGGAGGCUCUCUUUCUUUCCUGUUUUAAAUAUGUUUAAAAGCAUGAUUUUAAGAGUGAACUUGUAGAAACAUGAUGUAUUUUUUUUAGGUCAUAGCAUUAAAUCAAAGGUGUGUGAGAUAAUGGUUAAACAUGUGUUAUCUGCUGGAGGGGACGGUGGUCUCGAAAGAUAGAUCAUUACUUUUACAUUGCAUGUUCUAUCAAAUGUUUGUGUAAAGGUUCCUUUUUGUAUAAUUGUUUCUUUUUAGUUUUAAACAAAGAUACUAGAGGAGCCAACCACUGUGUUCCCUGCUUAUUAGAUUUAGUGUGUGUUUACAUCAGUUGACGGCCAUCUUCUGUUUCUUGUGGGGCUUUGUGCUGAAGGGGGAUGGUAGAGUUGACUUCCUGCAUGCAUAUCUACGUGGUUACAUACUAACUGCAAGCUAAAUGAGGCUCGGCGGCUACAUGCUAAGUGUUAGCUAAAAGAUGCUAGGUGGCUACAUGCAGAGUAGAGAGCUUUCAUCUUACUGUGUUGUUAUAUUAUAUUACAUGACACAAAUAGGACAAACGUUCCUCAGGUUCCUUACGUUUUCCCAACACCACAGUGACUUUGUGUUCUCUCUCUGGCAAUAAUUAGCUCAGCAUGAUAAUCCUCUUACGGCUGAGCUCUGUGUUUCCCUGCACGUCUUCUACAGCUGCUUAACAUGUUGCUGUUAGUUACAGUUGCUGAACAUGUUGCUGUUACAGUUGCCCAACAUGUUGCCGUUAGUUGCAGUUUCUGAACUUGUUGCAGUUGCUGAACAUGUUACAGUUGCUGAACAUGUUGCUGUUACAGUUGCUGAACAUGUUACAGUUGCUGAACAUGUUGCAGUUACAGUUCCUCAACAUGUUACAGUUGCUGAACAUGUUGCUGUUACAGUUGCCCAACAUGUUGCCGUUAGUUGCAGUUGCUGAACUUGUUGCAGUUGCUGAACAUGUUACAGUUGCUGAACAUGUUGCUGUUACAGUUGCUGAACAUGUUGCAGUUACAGUUGCUGAACAUGUUGCAGUUACAGUUCCUCAACAUGUUACAGUUGCUGAACAUGUUGCUGUUACAGUUGCUGAACAUGUUCCUGAACAUGUUGCAGUUACAGUUCCUCAACAUGUUACAGUUGCUGAACAUGUUGCUGUUACAGUUGCUGAACAUGUUGCUGUUAGUUACAGUUGCUGAACAUGUUGCAGUUGCUCAACAUGUUGCAGUUACAGUUGCUCAACAUAUUGCAGUUGCUCAACAUGUUACAGUUGCUGAACAUGUUGCUGUUACAGUUGCUGAACAUGUUGCUGUUACAGUUGCUGAACAUGUUGCUGUUAGUUACAGUUGCUGAACAUGUUGCAGUUGUAGUUGCUCAAAAUGUUGCAGUUGCUCAACAUGUUGCAGUUGCUCAACAUGUUGCAGGUCGUCUAUCAAGACAUUCGGCGUCAUGUUAACAAGUUAAUCUGCUGCCUUCCUGUCAUUGGGCCAGAAGUCACCUGGUCAGAGAUAAGCUGCUCUGAUUGGCUCAGAGGGUUCUUGCGCCUCCUCUCAGGUUGGGAGGUGACGGAGCAGCUCAGACUUUCUGCUGCUGCCCUUAAGACAUCCGGAGAGUAACAAGAACCAGGAGAAUAUUCAUCUCACCAUCAAACUGGAUCGGCCCAGGUCCAAAGAACCGUGGAGGAUCCUGGAGAUCCCGUCUGAUAAUGUGAUCCAGACUAGAACACCACCUCCGAAUCACCGCCUCUACUGCUGCUCAAUUGGAUUAAAAGAAGAGAGUUUGGAUUAACAAGCUUGGCUCAGGAGUCACUGUGAAAACAGAGACUGCUGGAGGAACUCACCUGUUGACCAACCAGACAACAACGGGUCUGCACACCUGACGAGCAA